GCUUCUUCAUCCGGGAGUUCAGAACCUGGCACAUGCGGAGACGCGAGUCAUCAUCAUGGCGGCGAUGCUGGUCGGAGGGAAGAAACUCAACGAGCUUAGAGUCGUAGAUCUACGACAAGAACUUGAAAAACGAGGUCUAGAGAAGUCCGGAGUCAAAGCUAUUCUAGUGGAUAGACUUCAGAAGGCUUUGCUGGCAGAAGCGGAAGAUGAGGGAAACGUAGAGGAAAUGGAGAAUGAGGAAGUGGAUGAGAACAUGGAAGAGGGGGGAGAGGACAUAGAAGAGGAUACUAAUGAACCAAAAGAGGAGCAGCAACCAGUGACCAAGGAAAAACAUACCCCUGAUGGUGAGGACAUUGUUAUGAAGCUAACAGAAGAGUUUGAAGCUGAAGAUACAGAAGGACCAUCAGAAGAGUUGCCUCAGGAAGAAGAGAACAAAAAGGAAGAAGAGGCUGAGAAAGAUGAGACAGAAAUGAGUGGUGUUGCUACCAUGGCGGCUGAAGCCCCUGAUGCCACAGAAUCACAAGAGGAGAAAGAUUCUGCAGCUUCCAAAGCAGAGGAUUUCCUCAGCUUAGAGGUAAAGGAUUCUAGCUUCCCUGAAGAUGCAGUAGACCUGAGUUUAGAAGGCAGCAACAGUGGUGAUAUCAACCAGGAUGACACAGCUGCUAGUAUGGACACCUCAGAGGCGGAUUUGUCCAAGGAGAAUGGUCUCUCUGUCUCCUUGUUCGUUCACACGGAUGACGUGCAGGAUGAUCUGGAUGAAGACUUGAAAGAUGUGCAGACUCCAGCAAAGAGUGCCCCAAAUAAAGAAGACAAAUCCAAAGAUGAAAGCACAGAAGAGAAGGAAGAGUCUGCUACCAAGGCUGAGGUCGAUGACAAUAAGAAGGCCAAAGCAGACAAAGCUAGUGAUGAAAAGGAAGAAAGUAAAGACUCAACUAAAAAGACCGACUCAAAGAAGCCCUCAGAUACAAAGAAGACCCCUGAUGGCAAAAAGACACCGGAUAGCAAAAAGACCCCGGCCAAGGCCACGCCUGCCAAGGCCACGCCCGCCAAGGCCACGCCCACCAAGGACAAGAAGGAGGGGGGCAAAAGCCUGUGGGUUGCAAACCUGUCCUCUAUAACUAGAGCUGCUGACCUGAAGACAAGGUUUAGUCAGUAUGGCAAGGUUGUAGGAGCAAAGAUUGUGACCAAUUCCAAGGCUCCGGGUGCACAAUGCUUUGGUCUUGUUACCAUGACAACUAGUGAGGAGGCCGCCAAGUGCAUCCAGCACUUGCAUCGCACAGAGCUGCAUGGCCGCGCUAUCACUGUUGACAGAGCUAAGGGAGACCGCGUUUCUCAGACUCAAGGAUCAGCUAGCAAGAAAACACCUGGCAAAGCAGCUGACAAGAAAGGAUCUGCUGAGAAAAAAACAGAGGACAAGAAAGCUGCAGACAAGGGCAAAAAGCCAUCAGCUAAAACACCAAGUAAACCGGCGAGUAAGGGUAGAGAGACGAGAUCAGGAAGCGCCGCUAAAAAAGAAGACGUGAAAAAGGAUGAGACCAAAAAGAGCGAGAAGGCCGAAAUUAAAAAGGAGGAGAUCAAGGUGAAGGAGGAGCCUAAGGACGACGCAGAGAAGAAAGAGGACGAGGGUAAAGAACCCGACAAGACCGAGCAGACAACUUCCGCCAAAUCCAAGUCACCUGCGUCUAAAGAUGGCAAGUCCCGGUCACAAAAAGGCAGUAACAGCUCGGAUGACUCACCUGUCAAGUCACUGGACGAGAUCCGACGUCAGAGGACGGAGCGCCAGAGACAAGCCAAGGCUCGGGAGGUGCGAGAUGCUCGAGAGAAGGAACGUCAGGACAGGAUUCGCCGCGAGCGUGAACGUAUCGCUCGUGAACGCGCCUUAGAGCGGGAACGUGAGAGAGAGCGCGAAAGAGAACGGGAGAGGCGUCGUCUGGAGUACAUGCGGGAACAACGAAGAAGGCAGGAGGAGGAAAGAGCUAGGCUACAACGGGAGCUCGAGCGGCGCCGCGAACUAGAGAGGCUACGAGUGUUGCGUGAACGUCGUGAACGCGAAGAACGUGAACGUCUUGAGCGUGAGCGCCGUGAACGUGAAGUGCUCGAACGCGAAAGGCUGGAACGGGAACGUGCCGAACGCGAGAGACUCCAACGCGUGGAGCGUGAAAGGAUCGAGCGUGAACGCAUCGAACGUGAGCGUAUUGCACGAGAGACGACGCGGCAGAGAAUGGACAUGGAGCGACUGGAGCGUGAGCGUCGCGGGACUAAGAGACCUGGCAGCGCGUACGAAGAUGACGGCGGUCAGAGAGCUGGGUACUGGCACGACCCCAAGAGGCCGGCUGUCGGGAGCGCUAGGCCAGACGAGAAGGGAAGAGCACGUGACUUCUUUGGCGGUGACGUGAACGCUCGCGAGAGACGCGUGGAUGCCAGGCGAGAUGUCCCUGCGGAUCGACGCGAUAGCAAAGGACAUCGUGACGAAAAAUCACGGAGCAGAGACGAUACGCACCGGUCAAAGAAGGAGCACAGCCGCCACGGCUCCCAUAGUGACAGCGACAAGGACCGACGUAGCAGCAAAGACUCGCACUCACGCAGUCACAGCGAGCGCUCCAAGGCGUGGCCACCAGCAGGACCAGGAAUCCCAGCUGCUGUGGACCACCAGAAGAGCUUAUCCAUCCUGCUGGAGCGGGCUGGGGUCGGCGGUAUUUUAGGUGGCACAGCCGGCGUGGGCAGACAAGAGCUGGAGAAAGGCUUGGAGUAUGGAUUUGGUCACCGCGGUAGUGCAGACUGGAGGCAGGGGGACCCCCGGGACAGCAGACCACCUAUACCCGUUGCAGCAAGGGGGGUUCCCAUCCCAAUGGCCGCUGAUGGCGUCAUGAGAGGCAGUGGAUUCAGACCGAUGUCUGCGGAGGCUAGUCACCGUGACAUUGUGGAGGCGGAGACCAAGCGUGACUGGCGUGACGCCCGCGGCGCCGACCAGGAGAUCAUCGCAGCUCGUAUGCGCGCUCGAGAAUCCAAGACAGCACCCGCUGCACGUGCCGCGCCACGUGCGCACGGCUACGAGCCGCGUGAACGCACCGUCGUCGCACGUGACACUGCGCCGCCCCGUGGGGGGUGGGGUGCUCAGGACUCCCGCCAACCAGCACCUUCUUUGCAGAUUACAACACGCUCGACUAUCGACGACAGGUCACGUGCCGUGCAGCAGUAUCCACGUGACUCUGCCCCACCAGCGUGGGCCCAGGUCCCAACCAUGCAAAUCCCGAAUGCGAGGGGAGUGUAUAGCGGAGCACCAGCGGACCGAAGGCACUCUGGCGGAGCAGACGCGAGGUUCGACCCGUACAAGGGUGCGCCCCAGAGGGGUGGGCCCGUGAGGCGAUACUGAAUGAUUACGUCCCCAACCGCCCCUCUUUACUGAUCUACGGACACUUUUAAUUGCCAAGACACACAUCAUCCGAACUUUCAGUCGCUGACUCGUGCAUUUUCAGUCGUAUUGAUCUUCGUAUCAUCGCUAUCAUCUCAAGAAUGGAACUCACGCUGAUUUCUAAAGUUUGCGGAAUAAGAUUUCUAUCCAGUGCAUUAUUUUGCGAAAUAUUUUUUUCCAAUUUUAUUGUCUUCAGUUUUAACCAGGCUGAACUCUUGCGGGAAAAAAUACAAAGUUUCAAGCAAACAGUCAAGUUAAAAAAACAGUACCAAGUUUCAAGCUAUAAACAAAACUAAAAACGGAAUUGCAGCACGAAGAUUGAAGCUAAAAACGGACAUGCAUUACCAAGGUUAAAGCUAAAAACGGACUACAGAACGAACAUUCAAGCCAAACGGACAUGCAUUACCAAGGAUCAAGUUGAAAACGGACGCGUAUUAAGGAGAUUGAAUCUAUAAACGGACUUGCAGCACGAAGAUUCAAGCCAAGCAGACAUGCAGUACCAAGAAACAAGCUAAAGACUGACGAGAAUUAAGAAGAUUGAAUCUAUAAACGGACUGCAGUACGAAGAUUCAAGCCAAACAGACAUGCAGUACCAAAAAAAAAAACAAGCUAAAGACUGACGCGUAUUAAGAAGAUUGCAUCUAUUAACGGACUGCAGUACGAAGAUUCAAGCCAAACGGACAUGCAGUACCAAGAAACAAGCUAAAGACGGACGCGUAUAUAGAAGAUUGAAACUGUAAACGGACUGCAAGCCAAAAACGGACAAAGAUUCGAACUUGAAACCAUGGAAUAAAUAUACAUACAGUAGGAUUAUUUUAGCAAUGGUCACGGACACUUGGAACAAUCAACGCGGUGGAGAAAACGCUAAUCAUGUUGAACCCUCUGGGGUAGAUACGAGUCAAUCCUUAUACUUUACGGAUGUAUUGAGAGGUUUUUACUUAAUAAACGACGACGAAACUCUAAAAAUUUUACCAGCACAUAAACUCGGAUGUAUAGAUUAUCAGCGAUGACACAAUUGGAGACUCUACCCUUACGACUGCAACGAAGCGGAUGUAGCACUGACUCUAAUCAUCACCAAAUUCGACGGAAUCUUGAAGGCCCAAAGGCGUUUUUAAUUAUUUUAGUUUGAAGUUUCCCGAAACAAGGUGUAGUGUCAGAAUUGUUUAGCUUUAGUUAGGCCUACGGCAUGGGAUUAUAAAAUGCAGUAAUAUCUCAAUGUGUGAACCACUUCUCAGCUUGAAGAGCAAUGAGGAAAUAAAGAUACGAGCAUUCAA
Messenger RNA from Nematostella vectensis (starlet sea anemone), 4686 nucleotides. Its product is annotated as SAFB-like transcription modulator. NCBI's taxonomy places the organism in Eukaryota, Metazoa, Cnidaria, Anthozoa, Actiniaria, Edwardsiidae. The record is from RefSeq and is a predicted model, not a curated record. The transcript is spliced from 12 exons. Gene Ontology annotation, cellular component: nucleus. The coding region runs from base 56 to 3373 and encodes 1105 amino acids. Gene Ontology annotation, biological process: regulation of transcription by RNA polymerase II; regulation of mRNA processing. Gene Ontology annotation, molecular function: sequence-specific DNA binding; RNA binding.